UGCCUUCCCGAAAUAAUAAUUAGGAGAAGUUACUAUUAUAUUUAGGAAGUAGCCGCAGACGGAAUAUUAAUCCACGUAUUGGCCUUGAUUCCCAAACGGGCGCCCGAUUUGGCGGGCGAGUGAGCUCAUGCCGCGCCUCAUAGACGGUAGACGAGUGCUCAUUAGCAGACCUUAUUGUUGCCUGCCAGUGCUUCCUUUGAUCGCACGCGAAUGCAGUUAGCGUUGCUAGUCCGGCACUAGUUUCCGAACGUACAUCUGCACGCGCGCUGUUGCCCGCGAAAAUUGAAAUAAAUAUAAUAAAGAAAUAUAUAUAUUUACGCGCGCUUUUCGUGAUAUGAAAAAAUGGGUGUUGUGAAAAAUAAGAAAAAUAAAACGAAAAACGAUGAUGUGAAAACGGAUGUUGUUAACGGGAAAAAUAAAAAGGAUGAUGGGAAAGUGAAAAAGAAGAAAAAAGUGUCGUGUUUACAAUGCUUCAAGUCUCCUGACGAUGGUGGUUUGGAAGGCAAAUAUCGGGUUGCGGCGCCUGAACUUAUGCAGGACACAUUCAUGAGCGACUCCGAAGACGAAGGCGGAGAGGUCGAGUGUCCGAUCCAACAGCAACAGCAGUACCGCUACAUGAACAGCGAGGCGGGCACACUGAACCGCGCGAGGCCCUUAGAGGAUAGCGUCACGGACGGACACCUCUGGCCGAGCAACAAUGACAGCCGCGUCGCCACCAUCGAGAGACAGCCGCUGGACAUUGGGUUCCUGGUGUCGUUCGUGGUGGACGCCCGCGGGGGCGCCAUGAAAGCUAAGAGACGCGGUGGCGUGCGCAUCAUCGUCCCGCCCGCCGCCUGCGCCGCGCCUACCAGAGUCACUUGCCGCGCUGCAACAAGACGUGCUCCCGCGGCAGCGCCUCCGCCAUUGAUGGAAGGAGAGGCGUUAGCUUCGAGAUUAUUGGAGUUACAACCACAGGGAGCUAAGUUCUUAGCGCCAGUAAUCAUCGAAGUGCCCAUCUUCACGGCUUCGUGCCCAGAACGCGAGAUCGUUAUACUGAGGUCUGACACCGGCGAGACUUGGCAAGACCAUUAUCUACACAAUAAUGACAAUCCCAUGAUACAGGAAACAUUGACCCGUGAAAGACAAGAACACGGAAACAGCGGAGAAAGUCUUGGGGAGAAUGGCGAGAGAGUGACACGUAUCAUAACUUGUGACUUCCCACACUAUUUGGCCGUUGUGUCCAGAGUUCGACAGGAAGUUCACAUUAUUGGUCCAGAGGGGGGGACCAUAUCCUCUGCGCAUAUACCACAGGUCCAGGCGCUGUUCCCGCCGCAGGCGCUCACGAAGCGCAUCCGCGUGGGGCUGCAGGCGCACGGCGCGGCGCCGGCGGCCGCGCGCCGCGUGCUGCCGCGCCACGCCGCCGUGUCGCCCGUGCUCACCGUGGAGCCGCGCCGCCGCAAGUUCCACCGCAGCAUCACGCUCACGGCGCCGCUGCCGCACGCGCCCGACCACAAGGUCAACAGCCAUGACAAACAAUCCACCGCCAACCUCCGCCUGCUGUGCUCCAUUAUGGGCGGUCAAGCGCGAGCGGUGUGGGAAGACGUCACAGGCUCUACUCCACUAACCAUCACAGAUGAUUGUGCUUCCUUCACUACUACCGUAUCUGCCAGGUUUUGGCUAAUGAACUGUCAAAAUGUUAGUGAUGCGACUAAAUUGGCUACAGAAUUGUACAGGGAGAUGCUACUAGUGCCAUUUGAAGUGCGUAUCGUGGUCCUGGGCAAGCGACUGGACGCGCUGGAAGGCCGUCUUCUUGUACUGUACAUCACAGACCGGUACGCGUACGACACACUGCUACAUCAGGAGCAUUACACAGAAGUUGCCCACUCAACUGCAGUAAAAUUCUUGGAUGGCAAGCCAAUUUAUCUAGAGUUUUCUGGAAACUUAGUGCCAGUUACCAAAUCUGGCACUCAGCCCACUUUUACAUUUGAGGCAUUCAAAGACAACCGGGUAGAGUUCACGGUACGAGUAAAACAUCACGAGGAGAAUCCAUCCGGCAGAAUAUAUUUCAUGAAUGAACCUAAGGCGGCGAAGGGCGAGCAGGCGCCCAGUCCCGCGUGUGUACUGGACGUGUCCCUUCCGGAACGCAUCGCGCCCCGCGCUGCCAAGAGCCACCUCGACUGCCUCAACCUCGACCAGUCCGGAUUUGAUGCGCUUAAGGACGAGCUAAGUUUCCACUGGGGUGAUCACAACCAUAGCGUGGGUCCGCCUCCCAUACCUCAAGACCAACCCGCCCUACAACUCAAUGGACACGAUAAAACUAUUGCUAACGGUGAUGUCAAAUACACAACGAAAGAAACAGACAAGGACGACAAAACACAUGUAAACGGUGACACUCUGCACGUUGAUUCAAAUAAAACGAAAGCCACGUUUGAUUCUGAUGAAGAUAAAACUCCCAUGAAUACUCUCGAAAAAGGCAAAAAGAAGUCUGAGGGAGGUUCUUUCUUAGGCGGUCUCGCUGGUAAAGUUAAAAAUGUAUUUGGUCACAGUGAAGAUAAAGAAGACAGUAAGGAAUCCUCUCCUAAACCCCAACCCAAACCAAGAGAAUCCAAAGAGAAGACCCCUCCUAAACCUGCACCAAGACUUAUUACCGAAGAUUUGCUAGAAAAGGUCGACGAUAUGUUUAAAGAUGUACAUUCUAAACGACACCUAAAAGACGAAGACGAUGUCGACAGCAAAGUAUAUGCAACUAAACUUAUAGUAGACGAAGAAAAUCCUAAUGAUAUAAAAAAUAAAACUGAAGAAGUAUACCAUCAAUACGAACACAUGCAACCAGUAGAAACACCUUUAAUUUGCAAGAAAAGUGAUCCGUUCCAAUUUUACACAGACUGCUGUGAGGGCAAAUUUAGGAAAGGUGAAAAACAUCGCCAUGAUGAAACUUCUAAUUUAACAGAUAGAAUCGAACAAGUCAAGUUUACUGCACAUGAAAAACUUCAAGAAGUUAGUGAAAGUGCCGAGAAUAAUUCAAAAGAAGCUUUAGAUAAAGUAAAGAAGGAACAGGAAAAUAUUUUGCAACAAGCCAAUGAGGUCACAGAGGACAUACUAGUAAAAUCAGAAAAUAUUAAAAACGAUUUGAUUAAUAAGAAAGAAGAUUUAAAGUCUAAUAUUGAAGACAGUGUGCAAAUAGCUAAUAACAAGUUCGACGAUAUCAAAGAAUCAGUCGAAAAGGCAAAGGAGGAUGCAUAUUCUAGUGCUGUUGGGAUUAAAUCUAAAGUUGAUUCGAGUGUUGAAAAUGUAAAGUCUUCCGCAAAUAAUGCCGUAAAUAAUGUAGCUGAAAAUGCUAACAACACUAAGGAAAAAAUUAAAGACAAAGCUCAUGAGCUUGAUUUUGCUGCAAUGGAAAUAGCUGAGGAAAUGAAAUUAAGAGGACACGAUAAGUUGUCAAUGCUAGGUAAAACAUUUGAAGAUACAACAAAUGACAUUAGUCAUAAAACUAAAGAUGGCGCCAAUGCAGUAAAUGAAAAAAUGAAUGAUAUUAAAGAUAGCUUAGAUAAAACAUCUCAUAAUAUUCAAACUGGUACAGCACAUCAAGCUGAAAACGUUAAGGAAACAGCAAUCAAUAUUGAAAAUAAAAUAAACAAUAAAUCAAAUAAUGCCAAAAAAGCUACUAAAGAUACUAUUGACGACUUAAAAGAUGCUACUAAAGAAAAAGUUAAUGAAAUAAAUGAAUCGAUUGAUGUUGCUAAAAAUAAAGGUCAAGAAAUAGCAGGUGAUGUGAAAUCCAAAGCAAAAGAUAAGAAAGAUAAAGUUAAAUCAGAAGCUAAAAAGAAAUCUAAAGAGGGAAAGAAUUUCUUUACAGGACUUGUUCAUAAUAUUUUCGGAGAAAAAGAUAAAAUAGAGAAUGAAGUUAUUGAAAAGGUUGCUGACGCUAAAGAUUCAGUAAGUGAAUUAGCAAAUAAAGCGUCAGAAACUAAAGAAAACGUGGAAAAUAAUAUUACCAAGGAAGAAGAAAAAAUAAUAAAAGAUGCUGAAGUUAUCGUUCAAAGUGCAAAAGUAAAAACGGAUGAAUUAUUAGAAAAAGCGAAAGAGACAAAAGAAAAAACCGUCAAUAACGCGCAAGAUAAAACAAAUCAAUUAGCAGGUGACAUUGAAAACAAAACAAAAGAUGCCAUUAAAGUUGCACAAGCCCAAGCCAAUAAUACUGUAGAAAGUCUCCAUGAUAAAAAAGACGAACUAGUUCAUGAUGCUCAGGAGAUAAGCGAAAAUGUCUUGAAAAAUGUUCACGACAAAACAGAUAAACUUGUUAAAAAUAUUGGGGACAAAAAAGAUGAAACAUUACAGUUUGCACAAGAUGCAAAAAAUAAUAUUGUGGACACUUUUGUAAAUAAAAAACAGGAAGUAUAUCAAAGUGCGGAUGAAAAAAUGGACGAACUUCUGAAAGUCGGACAAAAAAAGAAAGAUGAUGUAGUAGGUAACUUGCAAAACAAAAGUAAUGAAAUAAAAGAGAAUUUAGAAGAGAAGAAAAAUACGUUAGACGAUGCCAUUGUCAAUAAAAAAGAUGAAAUAGUGAAAACUUUUAACGAUAACACAGAACUUGUUAAACAAAAACUUGGACAAUCAAAAGUUGCUGUAGAGGCUGCCAUAAUUAAAAAGAAAGACGACGUAAUAGACACCAAAAAUGCUUUACAAGAAUCGGCAGAAGAUAGAUUAAAUAGGAUAAGGCAAGAAGCUGAACAAACAACAGAAGAAAUCAAAAGAUCUGCCGAGGAGGUUCUCAAUGCAGCUGCAGAAAAGAAAUCGCAUACUGAAAAUGUUGUCGCAGAUAAAUUCAGUGAUCUUAAAAAGAGUGGAGAGGAUGAACUACUAACGCUUGACCAAGUUGCGAAAGAAAAAGGAAAUGAAAUUCAAAAGUCUGCAAAAGUAACUUUCGGUCAAGUUCAGAAAUCAGCUUCCAGUGCUUUCGACGACAUCGAACGCACCUCGAAGGAUAAAAUGAACAGCGCAAAGGAGACGUAUGAAGAUGUGCAUAGUUCAGCCCGUGAUACAUUUGCUGAUUUGAAGGAUGAUGUCCAUGGAUUAGAAAGUUCAGCACAGGAUACAUUGCACAGUUUUCAGAGUUCUGCAGGCAACACGUUUGACAGUCUUGAUGAAUCUGUUCGGGAGUAUGUAGGUGGUGCGCAACAUUCUACUUCUAACGCAGAAGACAGUGCAAAGGAACUUUUCGGCAAUGUAAAAGAUACAUUUGAAGGUUUCCAAGUCGCGGCCGGCGAUAAACUCGAAGAUAUCAAAGGAUCUACAAAUGAGAGUUUGCAGGAAGUAGAUGAUAGAUUGCAAAAUACUAAACAAGGAAUCAAGGAAGGGGUAAAGGGGACAGAAGAGUACGUGGCUGACACCCUAUCAAAUGAAGCGGAUAAGUUCACGAGCAGUCUAAAUGACUUGGGCAACUCGGUCUUCGGAAUGUCUGGCAAAGGAUUCAUGAAGGAUUCUAGCUCGAAAUUGCUUGAAUCCGAGAAAUCACAGUCUUCGCCACACAAGAAAAGCUCCGGAAUACCGAAGCUUAAACGGAAGAAUAAGAAAUAAGCGCGAACGAGCUACCAGCGGCGAACGAAUGUAUGGUAUAGACUAGAUUAGAUGUACUAUUUAUUGUUAAUAUAUUUUCCUACAGCACUAUUGUUUCACAGGUGCAAUGGUAAACUAAGCUCUUACAUACAAGAGAAUUACUUAACAAAAGGUGCUCAGUGAAACAAUCGUCUUGUAAUAUAGAUCAGUGUAAGCUUACCCUGUGUGAGAUGUGUCAUUAUUAUAACGAUGAUGUUUUAGAUAUUCGCUCGAAUAAAAUAAACAAUGGAAGUUAACGUAUUGGCAGGCAAGGCAUGGCACAAAAGAAUUUUAUUAAUUUAUAUAAUAUAUAGGAGAUUUUAAAGUAAAAAUUAUAAUUGAUUAAAUAAUAGGAUUAAUGCUUUAAAUAUAUUAAAUCCAAUUAAGCGUUGAGCCAAUCAAGAAACACUUUUUAACUUCCAUUAUCCAAGUACAAAUGAGUACAGUCAUUUACUACGAUUUUUAAUAUUUUAACUAGUUUUCGAUUUCAAAGAAAUCAAGUCUAUUUAGUGAUAGUUUAUAAAUCGUGUUUUAAUACAUAUUAAUUUAAAGUUUUUUUUUUUAAAUAAUUUAUACAGAUUUAUUUAGACGUUAAAAUCGUGUCUAUAUUCUUGCCUAUUAUUCUUGAUAUAAUCCCUAUUUGUUUUUAAUAUAAUCAUAUUUCGAUUUUAUACUUUUGACAUGGAUCAUUUUAAUAUAUUAAAAAGUCAUUUUGUUGCAAUGUUAGGUAUUAUGUGCUUACGUCUAAACUUGUGCGCUUAGUGCAACUUUUGGUGCAGCGCUAUGUAAAAUUUACUUUAUUUAAAAAAUGAAUACUUACUGACUUAAAAAUAUUUUUUAAAUGUGCGCACAAGUAUAGACAUUCGCCAUUUGAUGUAACGUCAAAUAAUUCGCAUUUUUGUAUUUAAUUUUAAGUAUUUAUGUAUAAUAGACGCAAUUAUAAAUGUUUUUGUGUUGCAUAAUUUAUUGUAUUUUAAAUGUGUUUUCUUUAUACAGUUUUCACUGCUUUUGUACAGUAUUUUAUCGAUGUUUGUUGUAAUGUACCGAUAGACAGCAACCGAUUUUUCAUUCUAUAAAUACAUGAUUUUAUUAUAGAUCUGCUAGGUAUUUAUUUUUAUAUAUGACCUAAUAUGGAAGACGAAUCAUCACGAUUCGUCAGCAAAUUUUUCAGUCAAAAUGUUUUAAACGUAAGAUUUAUGCACAAGUGUAACAUCAUUUUAGUGAUAUUUAAACUAUUCAAAACGGAUAAUUGCAUCGAGAGUAGCGCUUGCUUCGCUUGUGACGUCUCUCUGUUUAUUGUUAAUGUAAGAUGAUAUUAUACGAAAAUGUUCACGAUCAAA
Molecule: messenger RNA, 6914 nt
Organism: Melitaea cinxia (Glanville fritillary)
Lineage: Eukaryota; Metazoa; Arthropoda; Insecta; Lepidoptera; Nymphalidae
Product: putative leucine-rich repeat-containing protein DDB_G0290503
Exons: 20
Coding region: 343-5556 (1737 amino acids)
Source: RefSeq, a predicted model, not a curated record